Molecule: messenger RNA, 1708 nt
Organism: Belonocnema kinseyi
Lineage: Eukaryota; Metazoa; Arthropoda; Insecta; Hymenoptera; Cynipidae
Product: pro-resilin-like
Exons: 4
Coding region: 100-777 (225 amino acids)
Cellular component (GO): extracellular matrix
Source: RefSeq, a predicted model, not a curated record
CCAUAAAGACACGCGAGUCACACAUCCGCGUCGGUGAAGCGUGAACACGUGUCGUCCACUUACGCUUCGAUCACGGAAUUGCCGUCGAACAGUAUCGAUAUGAGGGUGUUGAUAGUAGCAGCAACUAUAGCAUUACUGGCAGUGGAAUUAGCAGCCAGACCAGAACCGCCAGUUAGUCAAUACUUGCCCCCAAAUCAACUUUACGGCCCACCACAGCGACCUGGUAUUCCGACAGGUCUAGGAGGGCCGAUUGCUUCGCCUGCUAAUAACGGAAUCAAUCAGUACCUACCUCCUAACCAACAGUAUGGUCCACCCGGUGCUGGUGGCGGUGGAAGUGGAAAUGGUGACACAAGUGGAAAAGGUGUACCAGCCAAAUACAAUUUUGAGUAUAUGGUAUAUGACCAACCAUCAGGCAAUGAUUUUGGACAAAAGGAGAGUCGUGACGGUGACGUGACCCGAGGAAUGUACUACGUUUUGCUUCCUGACGGACGUCGUCAGCGAGUAGAAUAUGUUUCCGAUCAGGAUGGUUACAGACCUACAAUUACUUAUGUCCAAGAGAGUACUGGAAUCGGAGGUGUUUAUCCUGGAGGCAGUGAAGGUGGAUAUCCCGGUAGUUCAGGCGGUGGCUAUCCUGGUGGUUCAGGCGGUAGUUAUCCUGGUGGUUCAGGCGGUAGUUAUCCUGGUGGUUCAGGCGGUAGCUAUCCUGGUAGUUCAGGCGGUGGCUAUCCUAGUGGCUCAGGCGGUGGUUAUCCGGGAGCAGGCGGUUAUCAGUAUUAAAUUUAAAUAACUAGCCUCUCUACCAGGUACAACAAGAAAAACAAUCAGAACAUAGUAAACUAUAUUUACGUCUCCGCAACCCUUUGAAGACAACACCGAAAUUAUACGAAGAAAGUGUUCAAAUUUUCACUCCAAUGUUUAAAAGCUAAUGAAUUAAUAUAUUUAAUAUUAUAAGGAAAUAAGACGUCUCUAGUAUGUAAAUAGGCAAAGCAAUAUAUUAUACUGAUAAUUGAGCUUUAUAUCCGCUCAUCCUCUUUAAUCAACAGAAUGUAAAUUUCAGCAGAAGACCUUUCUGAAAGAAAUUCUUACCAUCUAUAAUAAUUUUAUUUGUGACGCAAAAGUUCUUUUCCUGUUUACACUCCACGGAAAUUUUUCUUCCCGAGUGAUUAUUAGAUUCUAGUCCUCUCGUAGCCAGAGGGUUGGCUGGUCUAUAAAGUCUUACCUCUUCUGGUUAAAAUCGAAUUGGAGCAACCCCACCUGUAGGAAAUAAGCAGAGCAUUGUACAGUCCAGAAACAGCUUCAAGUCGCUUUUUAUUCUUUCUAAUUAUCUUAUAAACCCAGCAUGCUUAAGAAUUCUGUACUUUUUUUUACAAUCCCUUGAAAGAAGUAGAAUUAGAAUUUAAAAAGCUCUGAUACAUUCAUAUUUCAAAUAAUAUUUAGUACAGAUUGAAUAUGUAAAUUUGUAAUGUCUAAAAAGUUCCUGUGAAAGAAGAAAAAAAUUAUGCUAAUCAUAGGAUAUCGCAAUGUCUUAUUUGUAACAUAGUUCAUAAUUUUCAUAUGUGAUCGAAGCGAGCAUCAUAUUCAUAUGUAUCUAUACUUACAUAGGUAUGUACUAUAUUCGACUAUACUUAUGCCACAUUGAAUACCCAUGUAAGCUAGGUAUUACCAGAUCUUACUAUGUUUAUAUAAUAUAAUGAUUUACAACAAAGCA